AUGGCUAAUAACGUUCACAUGAGCGGGCUGCUGAGUCGCCACGAUGACGAAGCGACACGGACAUCGACCUCGGAAGGUCUGGAGGAGGGCGAGGUGGAAGGGGAGACCCUCUUGAUCGUCGAGUCCGAGGAUCAGGCCUCUGUGGAUUUGUCGCACGAUCAGAGUGGAGACUCUCUGAACAGUGACGAAGGAGAUGCAUCCUGGAUGGAGGAGAUGUCCUAUUACUGUGAGAAGUGUCAGAAGUGGAUACCAGCCAGUCAACUGAGAGAACAGCUCAGCUACCUCAAAGGUGAUAACUUUUUCAGGUUUACUUGCUCCGAUUGCUCAGAAGAUGGGAAGGAGCAAUAUGAACGGCUGAGAUUAACAUGGCAACAAGUCGUCAUGCUGGCAAUGUACAAUUUGUCCCUGGAAGGAACUGGCCGCCAAGGGUACUUUAGGUGGAAAGAAGAUAUUUGUGCUUUUAUUGAGAAACACUGGACUUUCUUGUUAGGGAACAGGAAAAAGACCUCGACGUGGUGGAGCACAGUGGCUGGCUGCCUUUCUGUAGGAAGCCCCUUGUUCUUCCGCUCAGGAGCACAGGAAUUUGGAGAACCAGGGUGGUGGAAGCUUGUUCAUAAUAAACCCCCAACAAUGAAACCUGAAGGAGAGAAGUUGCCUUCAUCUGCGCUGAAGGCAAAAGCAGCUUCCAAGCCGCCUCUGGAUCCCAUCAUUACUGUGGAAGGGCUCCGGAAACGGGUGAGCCGCAAUCCAGUUGAGUCGGCCAUGGAGCUGAAGGAGAAGAGGUCUCGCACUCAGGAAGCCAAGGAUAUUCGGAGAGCCCAGAAGGAGGCAGCCGGCUUCCUGGACCGCAGCACUUCCUCCACGCCUGUGAAAUUCAGCAGCCGAGGCCGUCGCCCUGACAUGGUCCUUGAGAAAGGAGAGGUGAUUGAUUUUUCCUCCUUGAGUUCCUCGGAUCGCACCCCUCUGACAAGCCCAUCUCCUUCUCCAUCUCUGGACUUCUCUGCUCCUGGAACUCCAGCCUCGCACUCAGCUACUCCCAGCCUUCUCUCAGAAGCAGAUCUCAUCCCAGAUGCCAUGCCACCACAGGCCCUGUUUCAUGAUGAUGAAGAGAUGGAAGGAGACGGAGUCAUAGACCCAGGAAUAGAGUAUGUGCCCCCUCCAAGUGGAACAGCUGGGCCUGGGAUAACAGGUAGAAAAAAGGUGAAGACAGCUGAGCAGAUCAAGCAAGAGGUGGAGAGUGAAGAAGAAAAAGCAGAAAGGAUGGAAGGUGACAGUGAAGAUCCCGAGGAGUCCAAUGCAUCCCUACAGGCAAGGGGGCGAGACAAAAGGAAAGCCCAGCUGGAGAAGGAUGCUAAAGCCAGAGCCCCCAAGCAUGCCUCCGUGAGUAUCUAUGAGGAAAAGCUGCUGCUGAAGAGACUGGAAGCCUGUCCCAAUGCCAUAAGCAUGACCCCAGAGGCACGGAGACUGAGGCGCAAGCUGCUUGUCAGGCAGGCCAAGCGGGAAAGAGGGCUGCCCCUCUUCGACUUGGACCAGGUUGUGAACGCUGCCCUGCUGCUGGUCGACGGCAUUUAUGGAGCCAAAGAAGGAGGUGGUCCCCGGCCCCAAGUAGCACAAGCAACAUACAGAACUACCAGCCAGGACUUCAGGAUCUUGGACAGAUACCAGACAGUGCUGCCUGCCUUGAAGGGAUAUCGACAGCAGACGACAAAAUUUCUGUACCGACUGGUAGGCUCAGAAGACCUGGUGACAGACCACAGUAUUGUCAGUCCUUACACAUCUCGGGUUCUGAAGCCUUACAUCAGGCGCGACUAUGAGACAAAGCCCCCAAAACUCAGACUGCUGGCAGAAAUCCGGGCAUAUCCGCACAGGACUGAUCCCAACUGGAAGGCUGAGCCAGAAGCACCCAUUGAUUACUGCUAUGUUCGCCCUAAUCACAUACCCACUAUAAACUCCAUGUGCCAUGAAUUCUUCUGGCCUGGGAUUGAUUUGUCUGAGUGCCUGCAGUAUCCAGACUUCAGCGUUGUUGUUCUUUACAAAAAAGUUAUUAUUGCCUUUGGCUUUAUGGUACCAGACGUGAAAUACAACGAAGCCUACAUCUCUUUUCUGCUCGUUCACCCCGAGUGGAGAAGAGCUGGAAUUGCAACCUUCAUGAUCUACCAUCUUAUCCAGACCUGCAUGGGCAAAGAUGUAACCCUUCACGUCUCUGCAAGCAACCCCGCUAUGCUGCUCUACCAGAAAUUUGGAUUUAAGACUGAAGAAUACAUUUUGGACUUUUAUGACAAGUACUAUCCCUUAGACAGCAAGGAGUGCAAGCACGCGUUCUUCCUCCGCCUGCGCCGCUGA
Messenger RNA from Tinamus guttatus (white-throated tinamou), 2343 nucleotides. It is a transcript of the gene KAT14, whose product is annotated as lysine acetyltransferase 14. Gene Ontology annotation, molecular function: histone acetyltransferase activity. The record is from RefSeq and is a predicted model, not a curated record. Lineage: Eukaryota; Metazoa; Chordata; Aves; Tinamiformes; Tinamidae.